AUGUCCCAUAAUUCGGCAGCGUCCACAAGUCCCGAGCGGCCCUACGCUCAACCGGGGCUUAUCAGCAGCAUGAAGCAGUCGCUCGCUAGCGGAGAAUUUAAGGACGUGCAGUUUAUGGUCGGCCGGCAGUUUGGAGAAGGAAAGCUCCUCUCAGCGCACAAGUACGUUCUGUGUCUGCAAAGCUCCGUGUUCCGUGCCAUGUUCUACGGUGGCUUGGCUGAAAACUGUGAGAAGCCCAUCGAUAUUGCGGAUGUUCCUUCGGAUGCCUUUGCCAAUAUGCUCAGUUUCCUGUACACUGACGCAGCAGAUGACCUAUGCGUGGAGAAUGUCAUCCAGACGUUCAUGUGCGCGGACAAAUACGAUCUGCCGCAGUUGGUGGACAUCUGCUGUGACUUUGUCAGUGCUCAUCUUAGCGUCGAAAACUGCCUGACUAUUCUGGAGAACGGAAUUCAGUGGCAUGCGGAGGAAAUUGUCAAGCGCUGCCUGCAGUUUAUCGACCGGCACGCUGAAGAUGUCCUGCGAUCGGAACAUUUUUCGACCGUUGACCAAAAGAUGCUGGUGAUGAUUUUGCAGAGAGACACGCUCUUUGUCGCCGAGCAUAGCGUCUAUUUGGCUGUGGAAAGGUGGGCGCAACAGGGUUGCAAGACGAACAACAUGGAUCCAUCCGGCGCCAAUCGGCGUCAGAUUCUAGGUGAAGCAUUUUUGCUGGUACGAUUUCCUUUAUUGACCAGCACACAACUGGCUGAUGGGCCGGCGAAGAGUGAUUUAUUACUGCAAUCCGAAGUUCAGGAGUUGCAUCAGUACAAGUUUGCCAAGAUUAAACCAGCCCUACCUUUCUCAACGGACCCUCGCCGAGUGACUGCAUUCCGCAUCAACGGCACGGUAUUCAAAUACAGAGAAAAAGUGUUCGUUCGGCGGCCCAACGCGGAUAUUUGGUAUCCGGCGGAAAUUAUGGACGCCGGAGAAACAGAGUUUUACUACACGUUGCAAAAGAUCCCUAAUGGAGCGUCAGAGAAAGGGAGCGCUCUCGGCAGACAUAUCGUGCGUGCUGCCGACCUCCUGAAGUACGGCCAAGGGAUGCUGGCCGAGAUGAACGAUAUCUAUAUGUUUGUUAGUUAUAAUCGGGCGCACUCUGAUCAGCACGUUGUUAAUUACGGUCAGCGCGAGUAUACCCUUCCCUUCGCCGAUUUAGCGGCUACAAAUGGUCAAGUAGCAAUGCUUUUUUAA
Paramacrobiotus metropolitanus is the source of this 1227-nucleotide messenger RNA. Its product is annotated as BTB/POZ domain-containing protein 6-A-like. Bases 1 to 1227 code for a protein of 408 amino acids. The record is from RefSeq and is a predicted model, not a curated record. The transcript is spliced from 6 exons. Gene Ontology annotation, molecular function: protein binding. Lineage: Eukaryota; Metazoa; Tardigrada; Eutardigrada; Parachela; Macrobiotidae.